AUGAUCUCUCUCUUCAAACUUCUGAUCUUCGGCCUCGGUACCUUAGCUACUCCUCUGGAGAAGAGAGCUGCCGCGGUAAAGAUUGCGAACGGCACUGUCAUCGGCGGGACCAAUGGAAACGUCGAGUUCUUCAAGGGAAUCCCGUUUGCCGAACCGCCCGUCGGGGACCUUCGAUUUCGACAUCCCAAGCCGUUCGACUCCAACUUUAGAGAGUUAGAUGCCACCCAGCGCCCCCCCGCCUGUAUUCAGGGCGACGGGACCACUGGCUCAGAGGACUGCCUGAAGCUGAUUGUCAUCCGCCCGACCAAUCGCCCGUCCGACAAGCUUCCUGUUUUGGUGUUCAUCCACGGAGGCGCUUUUGCAGGUGGUGAAGCCGAGCAGGGCAAUGACGGAACCCCCGUGGUGAAGAAGUCCAUCGAGUUAGGAAAACCAUUUAUUCUCGUCUCGAUCCAGUACCGCUUGGGCGCUUUCGGGUUCCUCCCGGGCAAACAGCUGGCAGGCAACACGAACCUCGGAUUGCGGGAUCAGCGUCUGGCGUUGCAAUGGGUCCACGACAAUAUUGCUGCCUUUGGCGGAGACCCCGACAAGGUGACCCUAUGGGGGUUCAGUGCCGGAGCAAUGUCAGCGUUCGACCACACCAUCAUCAAUAACGGCAACAUCAACGGCCUCUUCCGGGGAAUUAUCCUGAGCUCCGGCAGCAUGAUCCCCGCCCUGAGCUACGACUCCCCGAAGGCACAGGAGGUCUACGACACAGUCGCCAGCCGCGCAGGAUGCGGCCAGAGCAGCAACAGCCUCGAAUGUCUACGCAAGGUUGAUGCUAAGAAGCUGCAGGCCGCUGGGUACUCGCUGAAUAUGGAGUUCAGAUACCUUGGCGGCAACACGCCGUACUUUCCUCGUCCUGACAGCUCCGACUCCUUCUACUCUACGAGCGCGGAUGUGGCCGUUGCUACUGGCAAAUACGGCAAGGUGCCGGUCCUGAGCGGAAACGUGGAGGACGAGGGCACGCUUUUUGCCCUGACUCAGUCGAAUGUCACAAACAACAAGAUCCUUGUUAAUUACCUAUCGACUUACUACCCCGGCAACGCCCAAUAUACCUCCCAGCUGGUAGCGAAGUAUCCUGACGACCUUGGCAUCAGCGGAUCACCUUUUGGAACCGGGCUCCAGAACAAUGCCUUUGGGCAGUAUAAGCGCCUUGCCGCAAUUCUGGGAGACAUCACCUUCGUUUUUCAGCGCAGGCAUCACCUUCAAGCGAUUGCAUCAGAGGUUCCAUGCUGGUCUUAUCUCAACUCUGGCCUCUUCGGACUUGGUGUUGUUGGGACGAUGCACGGGGGAGACGGUAUGCAAGCUCUGUCUAGCUCCAACAGCGUUGUUGCUCAGACUCAGCAGCGUUAUGCAAUUGCCUUUAUCAAUACAUUGGAUCCUAAUGGCCUCGGAAUAUCGAGCCCUCUUAUCAACUGGCCGAAGUAUACUGCUUCGGGCGCUCAGCUGGUCCACCAAAAGGCAUCUUCGAAUGCGUUGAUCAAGGAUGACUUCCGGUCUGAGCAGUACAGUUACUGGAGCGAGAACAUCUCAAAGUUCCGAAUUUAG
Fusarium falciforme is the source of this 1587-nucleotide messenger RNA. RefSeq names its product Carboxylic ester hydrolase. NCBI's taxonomy places the organism in Eukaryota, Fungi, Ascomycota, Sordariomycetes, Hypocreales, Nectriaceae. The record is from RefSeq and is a predicted model, not a curated record. The coding region runs from base 1 to 1587 and encodes 528 amino acids. The transcript has 2 exons.